Messenger RNA from Coniophora puteana RWD-64-598 SS2, 234 nucleotides. RefSeq lists its product as uncharacterized. Gene Ontology annotation, biological process: protein import into mitochondrial intermembrane space. The transcript has a single exon. The annotation marks the transcript as partial. The record is from RefSeq and is a predicted model, not a curated record. Lineage: Eukaryota; Fungi; Basidiomycota; Agaricomycetes; Boletales; Coniophoraceae. Gene Ontology annotation, molecular function: protein-disulfide reductase activity. Gene Ontology annotation, cellular component: mitochondrial intermembrane space.
GGCGAGAUCAACUGGGACUGUCCUUGUCUAGGAGGAAUGGCACACGGCCCAUGCGGACAACAGUUCCGUGACGCGUUUUCGUGCUUCGUCUACUCGGAAGAGGAGCCAAAGGGCAUCAACUGCGUGGAAAAGUUCAAGGCGAUGCAGGACUGUUUCCGUGAGCAUCCUGAGGUCUACGGCGACGGUGAGCUCUCGUCUUUGACUCCCUGUAUGUUAUAUUCUGACAGUCCAUAG